Messenger RNA from Arachis stenosperma, 2388 nucleotides. Its product is annotated as protein FAR1-RELATED SEQUENCE 5-like. The record is from RefSeq and is a predicted model, not a curated record. The coding region runs from base 1 to 2388 and encodes 795 amino acids. Lineage: Eukaryota; Viridiplantae; Streptophyta; Magnoliopsida; Fabales; Fabaceae. Gene Ontology annotation, molecular function: zinc ion binding. The transcript has 3 exons.
AUGGAGGGCAGGAAUGGUUUGUUUGGUGGUUGCGAGGAAUUUGGGAAUGCAAUUGGAUCAAUUUGCAAAAAUGAUAGCGCAGAGAAUGGUUGUGAUAGUGAAGCUCGUCAGCCCAGUUUGGAUGAUGAUGCAUCAGAUUAUGGAGACGUCAUAGGUCUCACAGCAGAAGAUAUAUGUAACAAGGUCUUUCGGAGCGAGGAACGUGCUUAUGAUUUCUUCGCAAAACUUGGAAAAUUUGUUGGGUUUGGGGUCCGAAAGGGUGACUACGGGAAAGAUGAGGAGGAGAAUUUGAUAAAGCGGAGAUUCUUUUGCAACAAGGCCGGUUUAAGGGACCAGAAGCAUUACAACCGGGUGGAUAGAAAAAGAUCACAUCGUCCAGAAACGCGCACGAAUUGCAAGGUAAUGCUGUCAGUGUAUCUUGAUAGGGUUUCUUGCACUUGGAAGGUUAGGAAGGUGAACCUGGAACAUAAUCACCCACUCACGCCCAGGAUAAUGGUACACAUGAUUCCAGGAUUUCGCCGUAUGUCAAAGUCUGCCAAGGCACACAUAGAUGGGAUACAGAGGUACGGCUUACCAACCUCAAAGAUACUGGGGUACAUGGCAGGAAUUUCUGGGGGGUAUUCUCUCCUUGGAUUCACCAAAAAGGAUGCUUACAAUUACAUCGAUAAGAGCAAACGCGACAAGAUUACGGAUGGUGACACUAAUGCGGCCGUCAUAUACCUUGAGGGAAAGGCCACAGCGGAUCCAAUGUCGAUGGCAAGGUACAACCUCACCGAUGAUGGUAUGUUGGCGAACCUCUUCUGGGCUGAUGGAGCAAGUCGAGUAGAUUACCAAUAUUUUGGUGAUGUCAUUGCUUUCGACUCCACCUACAAGAAGAACAAAUAUAAGAGGCCGUUGGUCAUAUUCUCUGGCACGAAUAACCAUAAACAAACAACAAUCUUUGGCUUUGGUCUUGUUUUGGAUGAGCGCAUACCUUCUUACACGUGGAUGCUCGAGAGCUUGGUUGAAGUAAUGUGUGGCAAGACACCGUCCGUAGUUGUUACAGACGGAGAUGAUGCAAUGAUUGCAGCUGUGCGGAAAGUUUUUCCACGAGCAACUCAAAGGCUGUGUGCGUGGCACCUACAAAGAAAUGUAACCUCGAACUCAAACGAGGACAUGUUUCGGAAUGUGUUUGCAAAGUGGUUAUAUGCUGACAUGGAAAUUGCCGACUUUGAGGCUGAGUGGGCUCAGGCAGUGAUAGACUUUGAAUUGAGUGACAAGUUAUGGGCUUCUCAGAUGUACGAGAAGCGAGAGAUGUGGGCCAACGCAUAUCUGCGGAACAAGUUUUGUGCUGGCUUUCGGACGACAUCUAGGUGCGAGGGAAUCAACGCUAAUGUAAAAAAAUUUCUCACUUCUAGGCAUAGCAUUCUAGAACUUGUUCAGAAUCUCGAGUUGCUUGUUCGGGAGUACCGAAACAAUGAGCUUCUUGCACAGUUUAAUACGUUAUAUAGCAUGCCGGUCAUCACUAGUUGCUUGAAUUCCAUUGAAAGAUCUGCUGCCAACGUGUAUACUCAAGCUGUAUUCAACGAGGUUAAAAAAGAGAUGGAUCGGGUGGGCACAGUCAAUUUUGUUAGUCGAAAGAGGGUCUCCACAACAAUUUUGUAUAUCACAGAAGACUAUGGUAAACCGGGAAGACGAGUUAUGACGCUAUUUGAGAAUAAUGUGGUUAAGUUAGAAUGUCAUUGUCGGUUCUGGGAACGAGUGGGGUACCCUUGUAGGCACAUGUUUUUCGUUAUGAAGCACGAGCAUUUGAAAGCUAUUCCCGAUCGCUUGAUAAUUAAAAGAUGGAGACAAGAUGCCAAGGACAUCGGACAGUAUGUUGAUGACAUCGAAGAGGAAUCCGAGAGGGGCUUUUUGCUGAGGCAUGGUGCCCUUCAUGCAGCUUCUCAAUGGAUGCUUUUCGUUGGUGCAAAGAAGCAAGAGCUGUUUAGAGUUGCUUUGAAUGGGAUUAGAAACGUAUGCAGGGACCUGGAAAAUGGGAAUGCUAAAGCUGCAAAUGGUGCUUCGAAGAGGGUUGAAGUCGGCAUUAGGGACCCGGUGGUUGUUAGAACGAAAGGAGCGCCGUCUUCAAAGAAGUUAAAGUCGAAGAAAAGAAGGUGUACUAGUUGUAGAAAAACAGGACACACUAAGCGGAGGUGUACAGUUAGCAGGAGGACCUUUAAUGAAACAGAUGCCACGAAAGGUGCUGAUAUAUCCAACACAGACCGUGCGGAGGCGGAGUGCACGAAAGGAGUAACACGAGCAGGUGUUGAUGUUGAUGUCUUAGAGAAACAUCUGAGUGGUGAUAAAAAAGCAAUGGUCAUGGAUAUCUUGAGGAAGCUGAAUCCAGGAACGGACGACAAGUCUUGA